GCCCCGCCUGCAUCCGCACCUCUGUCAGUCAGACGCGCAGAUUGGCGUGCUGCGAUGUCGCUUUCCGCAAUGAGGACGCUGAUGGAAUUACAAUCAGACUAAAGAGGGAAAAACAUGUCCGAAGUAAGAAAAUUCACCAAAAGGCUGAGCAAACCUGGAACGGCUGCGGAGCUCAGACAAAGUGUGUCGGAGGCGGUGAGGACGUCCAUUGCCGUGGAGCAGCCCAAGAUCAUCGAGCCGCUGGACUAUGAGAAUGUGGUGUUCCAGAGGAAAGCUCAGAUCCACAGUGAUCCACAGAGAGACCUGCUGCUGUGGCCAGCUGAUGAUGUAUCAGAAGCACAGAUUGAACGUCAAAGGAGGACCAUUGUUCCUUCAGUUCCUCAAAAUGCUGAGAACGAAGCAAAAAGCCUCUUUGCCAAAGAGUGCAUUAAGAUGUACAGCACCAACUGGCACGUCAUCAACUAUAAUUACGAGGCCUACUCUGGAGAUUUCCGGACACUGCCCUGUAAAGGGAUGAAGACGGAAAAGCUUCCCAACCAAGUGUUUGAGGUGGAUGAGGGGGAGGAGGAUUCAUCAUCUCUUUGCUCUCAGAGAGGAGGUGUAAUGAAGCAGGGCUGGCUGCAGAAGGCCAACAUCAACAGCAGUCUGUCUGUCUCCAUGAAGGUGUUCAAGAGGAGGUAUUUCUACCUGUCUCAACUCCCCGAUGGUUCUUACAUACUGAAUUCAUACAAAGAUGAGAAAAACUUCAAAGAAUCAAAAGGCUCCAUCUAUCUGGACUCCUGUACAGAUGUAGUUCCGUGCUCUAAGAUGAAGCGCAAUGGCUUUGAGCUGAAGAUGCAGGAAGGUAACAGUCACUAUCUGGCGGCAGACAGCGAGGCCGAGAUGGGGGAGUGGGUGAACACCCUGAAGCAGACCUUACUGAGCGCGAUGGAUGACAGGAGGAACGGAUCAGAACCUUCUGAAGGUUCUCUGGAUGACGACAGCAGUACUCAGGGGAAACCAGAGAACAUUGCGGAGAGCUUUGGCCGAAGUCUUCAUCCAGAGCUAAUGAAGUAUGCCAGAGAAACUGACCAGCUGAAUAAAAUGAGCAGGAAUGAAGGUCGACAGAAGAUCGUCAUCCUGGAUCCUGAGACGCAGAGAUUAGAUUUUUCAGGCAUCGAGCCUGACGUGAAGCCAUUUGAAGAGCGAUUUGGGCGAAGAAUCAUGGUUAGCUGUCACGACUUGACCUUUAGCAUUCAAGGAUGUGUCAGUGAGAAGAAUGAUGGCAUCUUAACCAACGUAGAGCCAUUCUUCAUCAGCCUAGCGUUGUUUGAUCUGUCCAAAGGUUGUAAGAUCUCGGCAGACUUUCAUGUUGACCUCAAUCCACCCUGCGUGAGGGAAAUGCUUCAAGAAGCUUCUCCGGGGACACCAACAGAAUCAGGAGGAGGAGAUGGACAUGAAGCAGUCAGGGUAAACGGACACGGUCUGCCAGUUCUCCAGAGAGUCGCGGAGUCUCUUAUACGCUUCCCCACUCAGGGUAUUUUCUCCAUUACCAACCCCCACACAGACAUCUUCCUGCUGGCCCGGGUGGAAAAAGUUUUACAGAAUGGCAUCACUCAUUGCACUGAGCCCUACAUUAAGACCUCCGACAUCAGCAAGACGGUACAGAAAGUGCUGAAGACUGCCAAGCAGACGUGCCAGCGGCUGGGCCAGUACCGGAUGCCCUUCGCUUGGGCUGCCAAACAGGUGUUCAAAGACACCCAAGGCAGUUUAGACACUGAGGGGAAGUUCUCUCCGCUCUACCGCCAAGACAGUAGCAAGAUAUCCACUGAAGACCUCAUCAAACUGCUGACAGAUCUCAAGAAACCAGAGAAGAGCAAACUGCAGAUAAUCCCUGGACAAAUUAACAUCACUGUUGAGUGUGUACCUCCAGACUUGUCAAACUCUGUCACACCAUUUUAUAUUCCUGUGAAGCCGUUUGAAGAGCAGUGUGAGAGGGUGUCCGUGGAAGUGGAGGAGUUUGUCCCACAAGAGGCCAGAUACAACCACCCAUUCACCAUCUACAAGAACCAUCUCUACAUCUAUCCUCAGCAGCUCAGAUACGACAAUCAGAAGACAUUUGCCAAGGCUCGAAACAUUGCAAUUUGUGUUCAGUUUAAGGAUUCUGAUGACGAAGGAGCCGCACCGUUGAAGUGCAUCUAUGGCAAGCCAGGGGGUCCACUUUUCACCACCAGUGCUUUUGCUGCAGUUUUGCAUCACAAUCAGUCUCCAGAGUUUUAUAAUGAGAUUAAAAUCGAGCUUCCUGUUCAUGUCCAUGAGAAGCAUCAUGUUCUCUUUACUUUCUACCACAUAAGCUGUGAGCUUGGCAACAAAACCGCCACCAAGAAACGGGAUGGAGUGGAAACACUGGUGGGUUACUCCUGGGCUCCUUUAUUAAAGGAUGGCAGAAUACAGUCCUCAGAGCUACAGCUUCCUGUGUCUGCUAAUCUACCAGCUGGUUACAUGUUUGACAAAAGCCAAGACUCUGAGAAGUGUUGUCCAUACAUCAAAUGGGUGGAGAAUGCCAAACCGUUAUUUAAAGUGCGAGCAUAUGUAGCAUCAACAAUUUACACUCAGGAUUUGCACCUCCACAAUUUCUUCCAGUAUUGCCAGCUGAUGAAGUCAGCGUCACAGGGCAGUCCUGCCGAACUCGUCAAGUACCUAAAGUGCCUACAUGCAGUAGAGACUCAGGUCAUCAUCAAGUUCCUUCCUACGGUGCUCGUUCAGCUCUUCGAAGUCCUCACUAUGGCAAGCAAAGAGAGUCAAGAUAUUGCUGUCAACUCCACACGGGUAAUCAUUCACAUAGUGUCUCAGUGUCAUGAGGAGGGUCUGGAACAUUACCUGCGCAUGUUUCUGAAGUACGUGUUUCGGAUCAACAACGCAACUUCAGCAAACUCGGUGACGACACAUGAAGUUUUGGCUACAGCAGUGACUGUCAUCCUCAAACAAACUGCAGACUUCAACACCUGCAACAAACUCCUCAAGUAUUCAUGGUUCUUCUUUGAGACCGUGGCCAAGUCAAUGGCACAAUACCUCCUGGACGGCAACAGAAUGAAAAUGCCUCGAGCGCAGAGGUUUCCAGAAUCGUUCCACCAAGCGCUGCAGUCGCUACUGUUGUCCAUCAUGCCUCACAUCACCAUCCGCUAUGAGGAGAUCCCAGAGGAGGCCCGCUGCGUCAACUUUAGCCUGGCCUGCUUCAUCAAGCGCUGCCUUACGUUCAUGAACCGAGGAUUUGCUUUCAGCUUGAUAAAUGAUUACGUGUGUGGCUUCAGCCUGAAAGAUCCAAAGGUGCUCACAGAGAUGAAGUUUAAUUUCCUCAUGACGGUUUGCAACCACGAGCACUACAUUCCUCUAAACCUGCCCAUGGCAUUUGGCCGAACUAAGCUGCAGCGAGUCCAGGAUUUUAUUUCGUACGCGGCGGAGUGUUUCGGUGUCGUAGAUCAGAGUUUGGAGUACAGCCUGACCGAGGAUUACUGCAAAAACCAUUUCCUGGUGGGACUGCUUCUACGAGAGGUUGCUGAUGGACUCCAGGGCUGCCCGGAGAUCAGACAGCUGGCUGUAGCUGCACUCAAGAACCUCAUGAUCAAACACGCCAUGGAUGACAGAUACAAUGCUUUUAAGAAUCAGCAGGCCCGCAUCUGUCUGCUGUACCUGCCACUCUUUGAGCUGCUCUACCAGAACCUGAGUCAUAUGAACAGCCCGGGGCAACUCUGCAGAAAUGGCCUCGGCCUCACGUACCGGGAUGAUUUGUCAGUGGACAGCCGCAGGAGCAGCACAAUUGUUGAUAAGGAACCUACUGGUGUCAUCACCCAGAAUGGACACGUUAGGAAAGGAGAGUCCAGAGGCUCUGUGUAUGGAGAUCCUGGCACUCCAGACAUCAAUGAGUUACACAGGCGCAGUUCCACUAUGAGCAAUGUACCCGCCGCUGGCCGUUUGGGGCAGUAUGAGAUCAGAGGGCUGCUCCUGUGUUUCCUGCAUAUUGUAAGAACUUUGUCAGAUGAUACUCUACUGGCCUACUGGUCUAAAGUCAAUCCCCAAGAUGUCAUGAACUUCCUCAGUCUGCUCGAGAUCUGCAUAGUCCAGUUCCGCUAUGUGGGCAAGCGAAACAUCAGCCGAAGCCUGGAGCCCUGGGUGUCCAAACUCUUCUCAUCUGAGAGGAAGUCUCAGACCAUGCCGGUGCUGCGAGGUCGAGGAAGCCUAAUGCAAGCAAAGCUGCAGCAGUUUAACACUAUGGACACCUCAUUAACCCUGAACAUGGCUGGAGGUUCCACAGAAGCAGAGAUCAACCAUCAGGCUCUGCUUGAGGGGAAUAUGUCGACAGAGGCCUGCCUUACCGUGCUGGAUGUCCUCUCACUCUUCACUCAGAGCUUCAAGCAUCAGCUGCUGGACAGUGAUGGUCACAAUGCUCUGAUGACGAAGGUCUUUGACACGUACCUCACUUUACUGAAAGUCGGACAAUCAGAAACGGCAAUCAAACACAUCUUUGCCUCUCUGCGAGCCUUUAUCAUCAAGUUCCAGGUUCCCCUUUUUAAGGGCCGUGUAACUCUGUGUGGCUCGCUGUGCUAUGAAGUCUUGAAGUGCUGUAUGUCUAAACUAAGUGUCCUACGUGGGGAAGCGUCUGCAAUUCUAUACUUGCUCAUGAGGAACAAUUUUGAGUACACCAAGAGGAAAAGCUUCCUGCGCAUGCACUUACAGAUCAUCAUCGCUGUGAGCCAGCUUAUCGCUGAUGUGGCACUUACCGGCAGCUCACGUUUCCAGGAGUCACUGUCCAUCAUCAACAACUUUGCCAACAGUGAUAAAGCCAUGAAGACCACCACGUUUCCAUCUGAAGUGAAGGGUCUGACGAUGAGAAUUCGUACAGUUUUGAUGGCCACUGCUCAGAUGCGUGAGCAUGAAAAAGACCCAGAAAUGCUGCUUGACCUUCAGUACAGUCUCGCCCGAUCAUACGCCAGCACUCCAGAGCUCCGGCGGACCUGGCUGGACAGCAUGGCACGAGCACACAGCAAGAAUGGAGACUUCUCUGAGGCUGCUAUGUGUAAUGUUCAUGUUGCUGCAUUGGUGGCAGAGUAUUUGCACAGGAAAAAGCUGUUCCCAAAUGGACUGGCAGCUUUUAAGAAAAUCACCCAGAACAUCGAUGAAGAAGGAGCUAUGAAAGAAGACGCAGGGAUGCAAGAUGUGUACUACACUGAGGAUGUCCUGGUAGAGCAGUUAGAGGUGUGUGUGGAGGGUCUGUGGAAAGCCGAGAGGUUUGAGCUCAUAACACACAUUGCGAGACUCAUCAUUCCAGUUUACGAGAAGCGGCACGAGUUUGAGAAACUGAGGCGAUUGUAUGACACACUGCAGCGAGCUUAUGCAAAGAUAUUAGAGGUGAUGCAGUCCGGCCGACGUCUGCUGGGGACUUACUUUAGAGUCGCCUUUUAUGGGCAGGGCUUCUUUGAAGAAGAGGAUGGAAAAGAAUACAUCUACAAAGAGCCAAAGCUCACAACGCUGCCUGAAAUUUCCCUUCGUCUCAUAAGUCUCUACGAAGAAAAGUUUGGAGCUGAGAAUGUCAAAAUCAUCCAAGACUCCAACAAAGUUAACCAGAAAGAUCUGGAUCCAAAGUUUGCCUACAUUCAGGUCACAUUUGUCAAGCCCUACUUUGAUGAGAAAGAACUGGCGGAGAGGAAAACAGACUUCGAAAAGUGCCACAACAUUCAGCGUUUUGUCUUCGAGACUCCAUUCACGCUAACGGGAAAGAAACAAGGAGGGGUUGAGGAACAGUGUAAGCGGCGAACGAUACUUACCACGGAGAACUCAUUUCCCUAUGUAAAGAAGCGCAUUAAGGUAGUGGGAGAAAAGCACUUGGAGCUGAAGCCGAUUGAUGUAGCAAUAGAUGAGAUGAAAGAGAGGAGCACUGAACUCACUAAGCUCUGCUCUAAUCAGGAGGUUAACAUGAAAACACUUCAACUCAAACUCCAAGGCUGUGUUAGUGUGCAGGUGAACGCGGGACCGAUGGCCUAUGCCCGAGCUUUUCUGGAUGAAUCCAAAUCUGGUCAGUCCAGUAAAAAAGUUAAGGAGCUCAAGGAAAUAUUCAGGCAAUUUGUCAAUGCAUGCAGCAUGGCUCUGGACAUUAACGAGAGACUCAUUAAGGAGGAUCAGUAUGAGUAUCACGAGGAACUAAAGGCUAAUUUCAAAAGCAUGGUGAAAGAACUUUCUGAUAUCAUCCACGAGCAGAUUGAGUUCUAGAUCUUCCAGGAGGAUAUGAUGCGUUCCCUGCUGCAGAACUCUCUUCAUGUGUUCCGUGCUAUCAGUGGAACCUCCACUGAACUGAGCUAGAACCUGAUGGACUAUCAGCUCUCCUCGCACCCAAAUGUACAAAUCAAGAUUCUAGGCCUUCAGCAAACAUCUCAUCACGCUACAAGAAUGCCAUGUUUUUACUUGUUGUGUACAGCGAGUUUGUGUAAAUAUUGCUUUUACAAUGAAGUCAGAAUCCACCCUAUUUACUUUCUUAAUGCACAUUCCUGGUCUUAUCAUGUUUGCAUCAAUGUUCCUUUUAGGCUCACAUCACCAAGCCGCCUUGUUUGUCAGCUCUUACUCUCUUACCAUUAUGGAAACCUGUUUCCACCACAUAAGAAAAAAACGUCAUGGUUUCGUAUGUCAUAAUUAUGACAUAAAAAGAAAAAAUUAUAUCAUCUCAUUAUGUUGAGAUGGUCAAAAUUGAUAUAAAGUCAAUUAUGACAUGAGUCAGAAUUGACAAAACUUUGAAAUUCUGACAUAAAAAGUCAUUAUGAGACAAAAGAAAAAAAUGCACUGAAAUCAGUUAUGAUGAAACUGACAUAAAAAGUCGAAAUUAUGACACAGUCCUAAUUUAUGUGAUUAAAAAUUAUAAAUUAAUAAAGUUUUUGUCAUAAUUAUGAUUUUAUCUCAUAAUUUUAACUUUUUAUCUCAUAAUUAUGUCUUGGUAUGUUGUAAUUUAACUUUUCUUUGUGCAUAAAUAUCAGCUUUACAUGUCAUUUUUAUGAUUUACCAAAGAUUUUUCUUCAUUUGGUGGAAAUAGACUUUUUCCCUCUAUAUGACCACUUUUCAUGAUCCAAUCAAUUAUUGAUGUGUAAAUUCAAGUCCAUCAUUUUUUUUUCUUCUUGUAUUUAAAAGUAAAAUGGGAUACCAAUGCAAUUACAUUUUGACUGUUCAUUUUCUCUGUUAUACAAUCCAUUUUGCAUCUCAGCUAAACUGUCAAUUUUAAAAUGCAAGGAUGCCGCUGGAAAUAAAACAUGCAGUGUACUUAGAUCACCCAAUUCACCAAAGAUCAAAUGGACAGUUGAUCAUAUAUGCCUACAUUUCCAUAUUAAAUGACUUUUACUUUGA
This is a messenger RNA of Cyprinus carpio (common carp), 7362 nucleotides long. Its product is annotated as dedicator of cytokinesis 11. Gene Ontology annotation, molecular function: guanyl-nucleotide exchange factor activity. Lineage: Eukaryota; Metazoa; Chordata; Actinopteri; Cypriniformes; Cyprinidae. The transcript has 55 exons. The record is from RefSeq and is a predicted model, not a curated record. The coding region runs from base 115 to 6243 and encodes 2042 amino acids. Gene Ontology annotation, biological process: positive regulation of filopodium assembly; small GTPase-mediated signal transduction; positive regulation of GTPase activity.